AUUCUAAAAUACUUCCUGUUAUCCCUACGCAAGUACAGUGCGUUGGUAAUUUUGAUAAUAAUUGUAUUAUUGUUCUUGUCUUUUAUUCUAUCUAUGCCUCGUUUCUUCAUGCUUAGGCUACUGUGUACUACUAUUCUAUGCGUAAUCCACAUAUUUACAUUGAUCAACAAUGCAAAAGGAAAAGAGUUUACCGAUGUUGAAAUGGCUCAGUACAGAGAGAAAAUCAAGUCGAUGUUUUACCAUGCUUACAAUAGCUACUUGGAUAAUGCUUAUCCAUAUGACGAACUCCGACCACUGACAUGUGAUGGACAGGAUACAUGGGGCAGCUUUUCAUUGACUUUAAUAGAUGCCUUGGAUACAUUACUGAUUCUAGGAAACCAUACCGAGUUUCAACGUGUGGCAACUCUCCUUCAGGACUCUGUGCACUUUGACAUUGAUGUUAAUGCAUCUGUUUUUGAGACUAACAUUCGAGUGGUGGGUGGUCUUCUCUCUGCCCACCUUCUGUCAAAGCGUGCUGGGAUGGUGGUGGAGCCUGGCUGGCCCUGUUCUGGACCCCUCCUUAGGAUGGCUGAGGAUGCGGCACGAAAAAUCCUCCCUGCUUUCCAGACCCCCACAGGGAUGCCCUAUGGCACGGUGAACCUGCUGAGAGGGGUAAACCCUACAGAGACCCCUGUCACUUGUACAGCCGGCGUGGGCACCUUCAUCCUGGAGUUCUCAGCCCUUAGCCGACUCACUGGUGAUCCUAUUUUUGAAGAUGUUGCCCGUAAAGCCCUCUGGUCACUGUGGAAGACUCGCUCUGAGAUAGGACUGGUGGGGAACCACAUUGAUGUGAUCUCCAAGAAAUGGGUGGCCCAGGAUGCAGGAAUAGGGGCUGGUGUGGAUUCUUAUUUUGAGUACCUUGUGAAGGGCGCUAUCAUGCUUCAAGAUGAGGAAUUGCUGUCAAUGUUCUUAGAGUAUGACAAGGCAAUUAAAAACUACACCAAAUUUGAUGACUGGUACCUCUGGGUCCAGAUGCACAAGGGGACAGUUUCUAUGCCUGUUUUCCAAUCGCUGGAGGCUUUCUGGCCUGGGCUACAGAGUUUGAUUGGUGAGCUGGACAGUGCAUUGAGGACCUUCCACAAUUACUACUCCGUGUGGAGGCAAUUUGGAGGACUACCAGAAUUCUACAGUAUUCCACAGGGAUACACUGUAGACAAGAGGGAAGGAUACCCUUUACGCCCAGAGCUGAUUGAAAGUGCCAUGUACCUGUACAAAGCCACCGGGGACCACAUCUUUCUGCAGCUUGGUCGUGACGCUAUUGAGUCCAUUGAGAAGAUCACUCGGGUCCCCUGUGGCUAUGCCAGUGUGAAAGACAUCAGAGACCACAAGCUGGACAACCGCAUGGAAUCUUUCUUCCUUGCAGAAACUAUCAAAUAUCUCUACCUCCUGUUUGACCCGGACAAUUUUAUUCAUAACAGCGGCCUGGACUUUGAGGUGGGCACUGGCCCGAGUGAGGACUGUGUUUUUGGGGCAGGGGGUUACGUCUUUAACACAGAGGCCCACCCCCUGGACCCCGCUGCCCUUCAUUGCUGCAGCCGUAAGCAGGAGGAACGCAGAGAGUUGCAGGACAUUCUCCUUAACCUAUCAGAGCCCCUUGCCAAUCCACAGGAAACUCAGUCACAGAAGACAGACACUGAGACAGAGCCACCUGUCAUGGACUCUUCAGAGAGCAUUGCACUGAAGCCUGGGACCAGCAGGAAAUCCCCUCUCCUCUCCUGCCCUAUGCAGCCCUUCAGUGCACGGCUAGCUGUCAGGGGUCAAGUCUUCACAGACAGCACAUGAUGAACAUUUACAUAUCUAUUUGCUUUUUGUAGAUAUAACUUAAUGGAACACAAAUAAAAUAUUGUUUAUUA
Messenger RNA from Esox lucius (northern pike), 1892 nucleotides. RefSeq names its product ER degradation enhancer, mannosidase alpha-like 2 (gene edem2). Lineage: Eukaryota; Metazoa; Chordata; Actinopteri; Esociformes; Esocidae. The record is from RefSeq and is a predicted model, not a curated record. The transcript is spliced from 11 exons. Bases 94 to 1821 code for a protein of 575 amino acids. Gene Ontology annotation, cellular component: endoplasmic reticulum; membrane. Gene Ontology annotation, biological process: carbohydrate metabolic process; mannose trimming involved in glycoprotein ERAD pathway; endoplasmic reticulum mannose trimming. Gene Ontology annotation, molecular function: mannosyl-oligosaccharide 1,2-alpha-mannosidase activity; calcium ion binding.